GUCGUAGUAGCGAGGAAAUGCCUCGGAAGGCGAAGCGCAUUAGGAAUGCCUAGUCGGGUCUCUGAUCGCGUCGCGGCGCGGGAGCUCCAGAUUUCCAGCAGCCGAUCGCGAGGAUUCUCAUUCCAGCGCUCAUCGAUCGAUCGCUCCUAGGCUUUCGCCAUAUCGAGGGUUUUAGAUUUUGGGACAAGCUCUCCACAAUGAAGUGGUUUGAUAAGAUUUUCAAGCCUUUGCACCAGAAGGUUCAUGAAAUCUCCCAUAAUUCGUCCUCCGAGGCGGACGAGGAGCUGGAUCGAGCCAUAGCUUUGUCACUCAGCGAUCACUACGACGACAAGCCUGCGGCAAGAGACAAAGGCGCCACAGACAACGACGAGGCAUUGGCGAGAGCUUUGCAGGAAAGUUUCAUCAGUGAAGGCCCCUCUGGCUUCUCCUCUGGCUUCUCUUCUGGCUUCCCAUUCGGUGGCGAUGGACGAACACGCAGGUUUUCUGGAGCUCACGUGUGCGCACGAUGUAAAAAGACCAUCGGACCUGGACGUUUUCUAAGCUGCAUGGGAGGUUUGUGGCAUCCGGAAUGCUUUAGAUGCACGUCGUGCAAUAAACCAAUUUCGGGUUCUGAGUUCUCGGUGUCUGGAAACGAUCCUUAUCACAAAGAUUGCUACAAGGAACUGUUUCAUCCUCGGUGUGAUGUCUGCAACUUAUUUAUACCGCCAAAUUAUUCUGGCCUGAUAGAGUAUAGAGUUCAUCCUUUUUGGGGGCAACGAUACUGUCCUUCACAUGAAGAUGACAACACGCCCCGAUGUUGUAGCUGCGAGCGUUUGGAGACGAAAAACUCCAAGUACGUAGUUCUAGACGAUGGUCGAAAGCUGUGUUUGGAAUGCAUGGAUUCUGCCGUCAUGGACACAAACGAAGGGCAGCCUCUGUACCAGGAGAUUAUCAACUUCUACGAGGGCAUGAACAUGAAGAUAACUCAACAGAUACCGAUGCUUCUUGUUGAAAGGCAAGCACUCAAUGAGGCUCGUGCACACGAAAGUAAUGGACAUCACCUCACCGAGACUCGCGGAUUGACUCUAUCCGAAGAGCAAACUGUUACCUCUGUAAGUGGAAGUUUUGCUAGAGCUAGACUCAUGAAAUGCUUGCAGGUGUUUAGAAGACCGAGGAGCCGGGGGUUUUUUGGAGAGAUGAGAACGGAGUCGAUGAAGCUCAGAAGAAACUGUGAGGUGACUGCCAUUCUGGUGCUGUAUGGGCUCCCCAGAUUGCUGACAGGAUCCAUUCUCGCGCACGAACUAAUGCACGCAUGGCUCCGACUGAACGGAUACCCGAGCCAUUUGAAUCCGGUGGUGGAAGAAGGCAUUUGCCAGGUGAUGGCGCACACUUGGCUGGAGUCGCAGAUUGGAUCGUCGAGCAGCUCCUCUCACGGCGCUGCCAAGCCGGCGCCACACCAAUUCGACACGAGCAAGCUGCGCGAGUUUGUGAUGCACCAGAUCGCAAUGGACCCUUCCCCGGCCUACGGCGAUGGCUUCCGGAUCGGGCAGAGCGCCGUCGUCCAGUUUGGACUUCCCAGAACUUUGGAUCACAUCAAGCUCACGGGCGACUUCCCCGUAUCGUGAGACUAUGAUCCGCCGACGUGGCUCGUACGGCUCGCCACGUCUAUAACCACGCGGACAUCACUUUAUUGGUGUGUGCUUGCGUGGCAGAUUUUUUCUUGCCAACGCGGACACCACUUUGUAAAACCCCUUAGUACGUGUCACUUCUCUGUUC
Molecule: messenger RNA, 1755 nt
Organism: Selaginella moellendorffii
Lineage: Eukaryota; Viridiplantae; Streptophyta; Lycopodiopsida; Selaginellales; Selaginellaceae
Product: protein DA1-related 1
Exons: 11
Coding region: 198-1604 (468 amino acids)
Molecular function (GO): ubiquitin binding
Source: RefSeq, a predicted model, not a curated record